UCCAACAGGUAGUCCUCGAACCAAGAGAUUACGUUAACGCAAACAAAAUCACAAUUUCCAUACCCUCCAAUCCUCCAUUUAACUAUAUAGGAUUCUCUGCCGGAUUCUGGCAUGCGCUUCUGUUCUAUUACCUCACCUUACCAAACUCCAAAUCUCUAUAUCCCAUCUGUCAAAAACCCUCUGCAACCCUCUGUUUUCCAUUUAUUUUCACGUUUCUCCAACCCCGUAUCUCACUCUCUCUGCUCAUCUCUUAUAUCUCUAAAUCUCUGUGUCUCUCCUGUUUCCCACUUUCCCACUUUCCCUUAUCCCCUCCGUUUACCACGGAAAACGUAGAAAGAGGGGAGAGAUGAAUGGUAAAGAGAAGCUUGUGGUAGAAGUUGUUGGAGCCCAUAACUUGAUGCCCAAGGACGGGGAAGGCUCAACGUCUGCGUUUGUGGAGGUAGAGUUUGAGAACCAGAGACAAAGAACCCAAGUGAAGCCCAAAGACCUGAACCCUGUUUGGAACGAAAAGCUUGUUUUUAACAUCAAUGAUGUUGCUGAUCUCCCCUAUAGAGCUUUGGAAGUUAAUGUUUUUAACGAGCGAAGGUCGGGUAGUAGCAGGAAUUUUCUGGGUAAGGUGAGGAUUUCUGGUUCUAACAUUGUCAGGGAAGGUGAAGAGAUUUCUCAGCUUUACAUUCUUGAGAAGCGGAGUUUGUUCUCUCAUAUUCGUGGUGAGAUCAGUCUCAAGCUUUAUCUUUCCACCAAAGAACAGUUUAAGGAGAGGAACAGGAACGAAGUAACAACUUCGGCGACUUUUGUGAAGAAGCAGAAGAAUAUGCAUCAGCAAGCAACCUCUGGGUCUUUGCCUCUGCAACCGCAGCAGCAGCAGCAGCAACAACACCAACAGUUGACGCAUGACAACAAACGGCCACAACAACCCCAGCAGCAACCCAAGCCAUUGGAAACAAACCCAGGUGAGUUUAAGCCCGUCAUUAUCACAACCGGGCCUGGUCCAACUAUCCCCACUCCCAACAUUGCCGGUGUUGGUGGUGGUGGUGGUGGUGGUGGUGGUGGCGGCAUUGGGGGUUUUAGUUCUUCUGGUUCAAAUGAGUUCACCCUCAAAGAAACUAGUCCUCAUUUGGGAGGAGGUGCUACCAACAAAGACAAGACCAGUUCGACUUAUGAUCUGGUGGAGCAAAUGAUGUAUCUUUAUGUCAAGGUCGUUAAAGCUCGCGACUUUUCGAUCUUUGGUGGUGGUGAAGUAGUUGCAGAGGUGAAGCUUGGGAACUACAGAGGGAUUACUAAAAGAGCGAACUUGAGUAACCCAGAUUGGGAUCAAAUCUUCGCUUUCUCCAAGGAUUGUAUCCAGUCAUCAAUGGUGGAGAUUUAUGUUAAAGAGAACAACAAAGAUGAUUUCUUGGGUCGAAUCUGGUUCGAUUUAAACGAGGUUCCAAAAAGGGUUCCGCCUGAUAGCCAACUGGCUCCGCAAUGGUAUCGUAUGGAAGAUAAGAAAGGGGAGAAAGGCAGGGGAGGUGAGUUGAUGGUCUCGGUCUGGUUCGGGACCCAAGCAGAUGAAGCCUUUGCUGAAGCUUGGCAUUCCAAGGCUGCUAAUGUACACUUCGAUGGCCUCUGUUCCAUCAAAUCCAAGGUUUAUCUCUCACCUAAGCUCUGGUAUCUCCGUGUAACCAUCAUUGAAGCACAGGAUAUCGUUCCAGGCGAAAAGGGCUCGACAAUGGCGAGGUUCCCGGAGCUUUCAGCGAAAGCCCAAGUCGGAAACCAGGUAUUGAAGACCAGAGUCUCCACAGCCAUGUCGAACCGGAGCCCAUCGAACCCAUUCUGGAACGAAGAUACGAUGUUCGUCGUCGCCGAACCGUUCGAAGACUACCUAAUGCUCUCCAUUGAGGACCGUAUCGGACCAGGCCGGGAUGAGGUUCUGGGUCGCAUUCUAAUCCCUGUAGCUGCAAUCGAACGCCGAACCGAUGACAAACAAACGGUCUCCAAAUGGUUCACCCUCGACACCCACUAUAACAUGGGCUUGGCCGAACCAAAAGUAGUGAGCCGGUUUGGUUCAAGGAUCCAUCUCCGCCUCUCUCUCGACGGUGGCUACCAUGUCCUGGACGAAUCCACCAUGUACAGUAGCGAUGUACGGCCGACGGCGAAGUCGCUUUGGAAGCCCCACAUUGGUGUCCUUGAGAUGGGAAUCUUGGGAGCCACUGGGUUGAUGCCGAUGAAGAUCAAGGACGGCAAAGGAGGAUCCACUGACUCCUAUUGUGUCGCGAAGUACGGUCAAAAAUGGGUUCGAACUCGGACUGUGGUUGACAACUUAGCACCCAAGUGGAACGAGCAGUACACGUGGGAAGUUUUCGACCCCUGCACUGUCAUCACUGUCGGCGUCUUCGACAAUUCCCACACCGAUAAGUCUGCCGUGGCCGGCGUGGGAGCAAGAGAUUCUCGUAUCGGAAAAGUCAGAAUCCGGUUGUCUACGCUACAAUCUGAUCGAGUGUAUACGCAUGCGUAUCCUCUUCUGAUGCUGCACACUUCGGGGGUGAAGAAAAUGGGAGAGCUCCACUUGGCCAUCAGGUUUACUUGCGCCAACAUGGCUAACGUGUUCCAUAUGUAUACUUUGCCGUUACUGCCCAAGAUGCAUUACGUCCGGCCCUUGUCGGUGAACCAGCUGGAGAGCUUGAGGUAUCAGGCGAUGAAUGUGGUGGCGGCCCGGUUGAACCGGGCGGAGCCGCCGCUUGGCCGGGAAGUGGUCGAAUACAUGCUCGACCAUGAUUCUCAUAUGUGGAGCAUGAGGCGUAGUAAGGCUAACUUCUUCCGCCUUGUUUCGGUUCUAUCGAGCAUUAUUGCAUUGGGGAAAUGGCUCGAGAUGGUCCGUAGUUGGCAGAAACCGGUCUAUUCGGUUCUAUUCAUGAUCUUCUUCCUUGUGCUCAACGUGUUUCCUGAACUAAUCCUGCCGUUCAUCAUGCUCUGUUUAUCACUCACCGGGCUCUGGCGAUACCGGUCAAGGCCGCGCCACCCUCCCCACAUGGACACUAGGCUCUCUUGCGCGGAGACGGUUUAUGCUGAUGAAUUAGAUGAGGAAUUCGAUACCUUCCCGACUACCCGCAGCGCUGAUCUCAUUCGGGUGAGGUAUGAUCGGUUGAGGAGUGUGGCAGGAAGGAUACAGACUGUGGUUGGUGACUUAGCCACACAAGGUGAACGGUUCCAAGCUCUGUUGAGUUGGAGAGACCCAAGAGCUACCUUCUUGUUCAUUGUGUUCUGUUUGAUAGCAGCAGUGGUGUUCUAUGCAACACCAUUUCGGGUAGUGGUGGGUUUGUGGGGAUUCUAUGCUCUGAGGCCUCCCAGGUUCAGAAGCAAGUUGCCUUCCCCUGCUUUGAGCUUCUUUAGGAGGUUACCUUCAAAGGCUGACAGUUUGCUGUAAGUAGGGAAUUUAAAAGAAAAAGAAAAAGGGUAGCUAUGAUGUUCAUGGAAUUGUAUUUGGAGUUGUUUUUGGUUGGGGAAUUUAUUAAGGGACAAUGGGUAUCUUUGGAUUAAUCUGGUUCAAAUUUCAAAAGCUUUAUUCCUUUUAUUUUGUAUUUAUUUAGUCCUUUACUUUGUAUUUAUUUAGUCUUUGUCCCUUUGUUGGUUGUGUUGGAAUACUUUUGUAGUUCUGCAAAGAAAUGAAGUUGUCCUUAUGCAAA
Messenger RNA from Macadamia integrifolia, 3665 nucleotides. Its product is annotated as FT-interacting protein 4. The transcript has a single exon. Lineage: Eukaryota; Viridiplantae; Streptophyta; Magnoliopsida; Proteales; Proteaceae. The record is from RefSeq and is a predicted model, not a curated record. The coding region runs from base 347 to 3406 and encodes 1019 amino acids.